GCUGGGUGGAGGGAGUGAGUAAGGGAUAGAAAUAGGGAGGGGUAGAUGGAGGGAGUGAGUAAGGGAUAGAAAUAGGGAUGGGUGGGUAGAUGGAGGGUGUUGUACUCUAGAAGUGUAGAUGUGUGGACAGACACCACCAGUCCUUGUUCUGUAGGUACAGACUGUUUUCAGUUACUUGGAAUGGUGUUACCUCAGCCCUACAGGCCUCCAUUACCUCAGCCCUACAGGUCUCCAUUACCCCUACCCAUGGUGUUACCUCAGCCCUACAGGUCUCCAUUACCCAUGGUGUUACCUCAGCCCUACAGGUCUCCAUUACCUCAGCCCUACAGGUCUCCAUUACCUCUACCCAUGGUGUUACCUCAGCCCUACAGGUCUCCAUUACCCAUGGUGUUACCUCAGCCCUACAGGUCUCCAUUACCUCAGCCCUACAGGCCUCCAUUACCCCUACCCAUGGUGUUACCUCAGCCCUACAGGUCUCCAUUACCCAUGGUGUUACCUCAGCCCUACAGGUCUCCAUUACCUCAGCCCUACAGGUCUCCAUUACCUCAGCCCUACAGGCCUCCAUUACCCCUACCCAUGGUGUUACCUCAGCCCUACAGGUCUCCAUUACCCAUGGUGUUACCUCAGCCCUACAGGUCUCCAUUACCUCAGCCCUACAGGUCUCCAUUACCUCAGCCCUACAGGCCUCCAUUACCCCUACCCAUGGUGUUACCUCAGCCCUACAGGUCUCCAUUACCCAUGGUGUUACCUCAGCCCUACAGGUCUCCAUUACCCCUACCCAUGGUGUUACCUCAGCCCUACAGGUCUCCAUUACCCAUGGUGUUACCUCAGCCCUACAGGUCUCCAUUACCCCUACCCAUGGUGUUACCUCAGGGCUCCAUUACCCCUACCCAUGGUGUUACCUCAGGGCUCCAUUACCCCUACCCAUUGACAUUACCUGGUCAGACGAGGGCUUAUUGAGUUCUUUAGCCAGACAGUAAAUCGCUGUACACACCAUGGUCAACUAUUUCAGUGUUGUUAUUUUUAUAAUAUUAGCCUGGUUGUCAGUGGAACUGUCCAGUGCUGCAGCAUGUUAGUGUACAGACCACUGUUAUGUCAGCUGUUAUACCAGCUGUGUGUGCUGUUAUACCAGCUGUGUGUGCUGUUAUACCAG
Messenger RNA from Salmo salar (Atlantic salmon), 1153 nucleotides. NCBI's taxonomy places the organism in Eukaryota, Metazoa, Chordata, Actinopteri, Salmoniformes, Salmonidae. The record is from RefSeq and is a predicted model, not a curated record.